AUGGCCAGCAUUGGGCUGGGAUCCCUGGAGAGUCGUCCGCCUGGCUUAAGGUUGCAGUCACGUGUUUUCGUAUUUGAGAAAGAUUCCAACACGGUGCAGUUGCUAACAAAUUCCAUUGGAGGGUCUCUCCUGGUGUGGACACUAGCGAUCCAGUUGCUCCCGCCAGGAAGCGGAGUGCACGCCACCAACGUCACCAAAAACUGCAAACUCAACUUUGAGUCAGAGUCUGAACGGAAAGACCUCCAACGAAUAGAGCCGCUCGGCCACAGGAACUUUUCAGCAGAAUUCAUUAUCGGAGACGACAAGUACACAUACGUGUUUCAGUUAUGCGGCGAUGCGGGCGGCGUUCCCGGAGCUGGUAUAAUUCAAGUGAAAGCCCAGAAAACGGAGCAGAGCACAGAGAAGAGUGUAACCAUCAUUGGCUUGUACAAUGCAACAGAAGUCAUUGGAGGAACCGACUUUGUGUGGCUGGCCUACGGCAACGGAGAAAAAUAUGACAACCACUGCUCACAAGAACAGAGGAAAGCCUUUGUAAUGAUUUUUUGCAACCGGAAUAUCGACGUGAGUCAACUCGUAGUGGUGCAGGAGAACAGAGAACGGAAGCAGAACUGCUUCUACCUGUUCAAACUGGAGUCCAGUGCCGUAUGCCCUCCUUUGGAAUACAAGCUUAGCGCCGGCUCUAUCAUACUCAUCAUCGGGUUCUGCCUAGUGGCUGUUUACCUCAUCGUAGGGUUCCUCUACCAGCGACUCAUCGUCGGGGCCAAAGGCAUGGAGCAGUUUCCCAACUACGCUUUCUGGGUUGAGGUCGGCAAUCUCUCUGCCGACGGCUGCGACUUUGUGUGCCGCUCGCGGGAUCGAGACGACGCCCCGGCUUACAGGGGAGUGUCGACGGAGCCUUUGGACGAGGAGCCGGAAGAGCGAGAUGACCACUUAUUGCCAAUGUGA
Molecule: messenger RNA, 945 nt
Organism: Nerophis lumbriciformis (worm pipefish)
Lineage: Eukaryota; Metazoa; Chordata; Actinopteri; Syngnathiformes; Syngnathidae
Source: RefSeq, a predicted model, not a curated record